Messenger RNA from Dibothriocephalus latus, 267 nucleotides. NCBI's taxonomy places the organism in Eukaryota, Metazoa, Platyhelminthes, Cestoda, Diphyllobothriidea, Diphyllobothriidae. The record is from the annotation of a GenBank genome assembly.
AUGCACCGGUGUCAGCAAGGCGUUUGUCACGCCAAGAUGGAGCUGAUGGGAAGAGGAACCGGUGAGGAGGAUCAACGCAAUUUUAGGACGAUCUUCUGGUCCACAGUGUUGGGUGGCGGUCUAGGUCAUGAAGCAUCGGGAUCGGGAAAGAGUCACGCACGGAGACUUGAUUCAACUAUUGGUAAUCUCUGCAAGGCAGAAAAUCCUGCUCAGAGACCUGCGAAUCCGAAAACACUUCGUUUGUUGGCUCUUGAAUCCCUUACUUGA